GGUGUUGAAAAUGCUUACUUACUAUGUUCUCAAAGCAAUGAAAUUAAACAAGAAUACAAAGAUUCAAACUGCAAGAGGACCGAACAUUUCAAUUGUCAUGGAAAGUUGUCCAUUCAUAUUGACAUCCCAGCUGCAGAAGCAAAAAUAAUGCUUCAUCAUA
Molecule: messenger RNA, 160 nt
Organism: Racocetra fulgida
Lineage: Eukaryota; Fungi; Glomeromycota; Glomeromycetes; Diversisporales; Gigasporaceae
Source: the annotation of a GenBank genome assembly